Botrytis sinoallii is the source of this 1761-nucleotide messenger RNA. RefSeq lists its product as uncharacterized. The transcript is spliced from 6 exons. Gene Ontology annotation, molecular function: nucleic acid binding; protein binding. The record is from RefSeq and is a predicted model, not a curated record. Lineage: Eukaryota; Fungi; Ascomycota; Leotiomycetes; Helotiales; Sclerotiniaceae. Bases 1 to 1761 code for a protein of 586 amino acids.
AUGGCAAGCUCUGAAAGUGCAGGGUCUGGAAACAAUGGCUUGCUUAGAAGCAAAAGAUUCGAAAUGACGCAAUGCAGAGCCCUGGACUUGCAAAAAGCUUCGAAGGAGGGGCCAGAGGGAAAUGAGUUCAUACAAGCAAAACUAUUUCAAUACAAAAUCAUUUUUGGCAAGCUGCAGUUACCAUUACGAAAUAGAGAAGACGUCAGAGACUUAUUUGAGGAAAUAUUCAAGCAACAUAAGCCUCAAAGCACCUCAUGGACAUCCGACUACUACUCUUGUAUCAUUUCUACUGAUCCUCUUUACAGCGAAUGCUCGGAGGAACAGGGCUCUGCCAUAUCUAUUGGAUACGAGCAAACUAUCCAACUCAAUGAUCGAAAGCAAACAAUAAAAAUGACCAGUACUCUUUACUUUGAAGGUUUUUUUGCCAUAGAUUCUCUCAGAAGUUAUUUGCGACCAAGAAGAGCUUCAACUCAGCAGUCAUCAGACACGAGUCUUUCAAGACAGGACGGAAACUACUUGCCUCUUGAGGACCUUAGAGCCCUGAACCUCAUCUCAUGGGACAUAAUAAACAGUUCUUCCUUCAAAGGAGGUCGAGUUGGAAAAAAGUUUUAUCCUCAUUGUAACCCGAGACGGAUUGUCAAUCGAUCGAACACCAGGUUCAUCCCUCCUCAGCAUUAUGUGUACGAUGUACAUAUGGGCUUCUUUACGUCCAUGCUUCCUGGCCCCCAAUCAAUACUUCUCAACGUAAACACAACCACAACGGCUUUCUUCCCUUCCAAGAUGAAUUUGCAAACUUGGUUAGAUGCGCGCUGGGGAAACUCGUCUAGUUAUACCGGUGUUGCUCCGCGAACUGGAAAAAAUGAAAUCAAGGGAGUGCAAGUAACUUUCGAUUUGGAUCAAGUCUCCAGAAAAUAUGUCAUCUCGGAUGUGCAUGAUUUGUGUGUUUUUAAGGCGAAUUCAGGAGUAUCACCUCAAAAUGAUUCUUCAAAAUCGGUCUGGGAGGACAUGCAAAGUUGCUACCCUGGUUCCGCUCACAAAUUCAGCAAGACUGCUUCUUGUGUCAAUGUUGGAAAUAGUUCUCAUCCAAAACUAUUGCCAGCAGACCAUCUACGGAUUUGCGAGUGGCAAACAGUCCAUGGGGAAUUAGACAAUCUAUUCACUGCGCAAAUGUUAGGAUUCGCGAAGAAAACGCCUUUUGAAAAUGAACAAGAGAUAAUGAACAAAGCUUUCAUACCACUGGGCAUAAAACCCCCGGUUUCUCAGAUUGUGCCGUGGAAAUCUCUAUAUGAGUUCGCAGAGGCUCUCGCAACUCAACUGAAAGGACAUGGCCUUCAGACACAAUCUUUCAAAGGGAACGUACCCACCGUUGCCUGGCCAAAAGUAAACGAAGAGAAAAAGCCUUUCAAAUCUGCGGCCGAGAGACGAAAAGUAGUCAACGGUCUUCUAACUACUUGUUUGAAGAGAGGUAACAUGACCCGUCUCGUAUUUGUGAUAUUACCCGAUAAAGACGCCGCGAUCUACUCUGAUAUAAAAUGGUGGGGGGAUUGCAAUCUUGGUAUAGCGACGAUUUGUGUUUGCCCACCAGCGGUGAGAAACAAAAGUUCUGGUAUUCUAAACAACUUGAGCCUCAAAGCUAAUUUCAAGCUUGGUGGUAUAAACCAUAUCAUAAGUGAUGUCAAAGAACCAUCGGAACUCAUCCGGUCCAUCCGAAAUGAUUCCCUAAUGAUUUUCGGUGCUGAUGUUAAUAGUCGGCUCUCAUAA